Messenger RNA from Meriones unguiculatus (Mongolian gerbil), 1367 nucleotides. It is a transcript of the gene C11H1orf35, whose product is annotated as chromosome 11 C1orf35 homolog. The transcript is spliced from 7 exons. NCBI's taxonomy places the organism in Eukaryota, Metazoa, Chordata, Mammalia, Rodentia, Muridae. The coding region runs from base 99 to 881 and encodes 260 amino acids. The record is from RefSeq and is a predicted model, not a curated record.
GGGAGUGACGUCACAGCAAGCGUCCGGAGGCCGAGCGGAGCGGAGGGUCCGAUGCUAGAGCCGGCGGGUACUGAAAGCAGUGCAGGGCCUCCGGCGCCAUGUUCGGCUCCAGUCGCGGCGGCGUGCGCGGCGGGCAGGACCAGUUCAAUUGGGAGGACGUGAAGACUGACAAGCAGAGGGAGAACUACCUGGGCAACUCUCUGAUGGCGCCAGUAGGCCGCUGGCAAAAGGGCCGCGACCUCACCUGGUACGCGAAGGACCGCGCGCCGUGUGCCGGCCCGAGCCGCGAGGAGGAGCUGGCGGCGGUGCGCGAGGCGGAGCGUGAGGCGCUGUUGGCUGCACUCGGUUACAAGAACGUGAGGAAACAGCCCACCGGCCUGAGCAAGGAGGAUUUCGUGGAGAUCUGCAAACGGGAAGGAGGCGAUCCUGAGGAGAAGGGCGUGGACCGGCUGCUGGGCCUAGGGAGCGCUAGUGGCUCCGCGGGCCGCGUGGCGCUUUCCCGAGAAGAUAAGGAGGCUGCCAAGCUUGGGCUGUCAGUGUUCACGCACCAUCGCGUGGACAGCGAAGGCCCGAGCACUGCCCCAUCUGCUACCAGGAAGAAGCCUCGUGCUGAGGACAAGGCCGAACUGGAUGCAGAGAGCCAUAAGAAAAGCAAGAAAGAAAAGAAGAAAAAGAAGAAGAAACACAAGAAGCACAAGAAGAAGAAAGACAAAGAACACAAGAGGGAGGCUGACAGCUGCUCAUCAUCUCCCUCUCCUGCCAGGCCCAGACGCCAGAGACACUCUGACUUCUCCCCUUGCUAUAAGAGGAAGCGGGGACAUAGCCAGGACAGUGGAAGGAGCCCAUCCCGCAGACGACAAGACAGAGGCUCUGAUGACUGAGAAUAUGUCUAGACCAAAGGACACCAGAGCACUUGGGCUGGGACCCUGCACUCACUAAGCUCUGGGGGAAUCUAUAGAGUAGCCACUGGCUGGAUGACAAGUGGCUAACAACAACCUCUUCUACUUGCCCAGAUAAGCAUCUCAUCCCCAUCUGGGGUAAGGCAGGUGGCUGCUCUCUGGUAGGCUCCUGAGCUGGAUGUUGGGAUCUAUCUUGCCAUUUAGAGGCAACUUUUGUGGCAACCACUCUAGGUCCUACCUACAGGAGUGAGUCCUGGGUGACCAGAGCCUACUGGUUUUAUGAGGGUAGUACCCUUGCCUUGCCCCAUGCCAAGGAAGAUAAAAUUGCCCAGGAGACUGUAGCUAGACUCCUGUCUCUGCUGCCAGGGUCCAGGUCCUUGAGGUUUAGGGGUGUGUGUGUGUACAUCUGAUUACUUCUACUUUUUGUAUCAAUCCACUUUGUACUUAAGUAAAUGUAUUUUAAAAGUA